UUGAGUAGUUUUCACAUGUUUUCUAUCUUUUUAUUUUCUUUGAAUAAUGCUCUUAUAUCCCCUCAGCUUUUAUAAGUAGACUGUACACUCAGACCUUAAAAGUCAAGUAUGGCGGAACCAUCUUUAGCUCGUCUCUCUGCCUUGUUCUUCGGCUUUCUCCUCCUCUUGGCAACUUACUCUUGGGUCCCUGGACUCCACUCAGGCUACUUAUCCGGUACCGGGGUCCGGAAAACUCUCGGACCGGAUCUUAAACUCCGCGUUGACCACUCUUCCGCAAAGCCUCAUCACCCACUUGACCCACUAACGGUGCAAGAAAUCGAGAGAGUCCGAGCCAUCCUCUUGGAUCAUGAACCGGGUUUUGGUUCCGGGUCGGCCACGAUUCACUCCAUGGCUCUUGACGAGCCGGAUAAGAAACGUGUCGUCAAGUGGAAGAAAGGAAAUCGGCUACCGUCGCGAAGAGCCGAGGUCCUCGCGUUGUCGAGUGGUCAGUCCCACGUGAUUAUUGUGGAUCUUGAUUCGGGUCGGGUCGUUUCCGAUGUGGUCAACCCGACUUCUGGGUAUCCGAUUCUCACCAUGGACGACCUCAUCGUGGCUUCUCAGGUUGCUUUGAAGAGCAUCGAGUUCAACCGCUCAGUCGAAGCUCGUGGGGUUAAGCUUUCCGAUUUGGUAGCUCUACCAACGUUCACCGGAUGGUUUGGACCGGAGGAAGAAGGACGUCGAAUCCUAAAAGUCCAAUGUUUCACGUCACAAGACACUCCUAAUUAUUUCAUGAGACCCAUUGAAGGUCUUUAUGCAACGGUCGAUAUGGACAAACUAGAGGUUAUCAAGAUCGUCGAUAAAGGCAUGGUUCCUAUUCCCAAAGCUGCCGGUACAGAAUACCGGUAUAAUGUUCAGAAUAAGCCGGUACACAUGGAUCGAAUCAACCCCAUUUCGAUUGAGCAGCCGGAGGGUCCUAGUUUCCUGGUCGAAGAUGGACAUUUGGUUAAGUGGGCUAAUUGGGUUUUUCAUGUUAAAGCUGACCACCGAGCCGGUAUGAUCAUCUCUCAGGCCACGGUUCGUGACUCCGAGACAGGUGAACCAAGAAGUGUGAUGUACAAAGGAUUUCCAUCAGAGUUGUUCGUACCAUACAUGGACCCUGGAGAACUAUGGUACUACAAAAGUUAUCUGGAUGCAGGCGAGAUCGGUUUAGGUCCUGCGGCAAUGCCUCUUGUGCCCCUCAACGCCUGCCCUCGAAAUGCUUACUAUAUAGAUGGCGUUUUUGCCUCGCCGGAUGGAAAAGCCAUUGUCCAACCUAACAUGAUAUGCUUGUUUGAACGAUACGCAGGCGAUGUCAGCUGGCGACAUUCUGAGAUUCUUAUCCCCAGUGCUGAUAUAAGAGAGUCAAGGCCAAAAGUUACAUUGGUCGCUCGGAUGGCUACUUCGGUCGGAAACUACGACUAUACUUUUGAUUGGGAGUUUCAGACUGAUGGUUUGAUUCGCGUUACGGUCGCGGCUUCAGGUAUGUUGAUGGUGAAAGGGACACCUUACGAGAAUGUAGAUGACUUAGGUGAUAAACAGGAUGAGUCUGGACCGUUGAUCUCUGAGAAUGUGAUUGGAGUCGUCCAUGAUCAUUUCAUAACGUUUCAUCUAGACAUGGACAUUGAUGGACCGAUGAAUAAUUCGUUCGAUAAGGUUCAUCCAGAGAAGCAAAGAGUUCCAACCGGAAAAUCACCAAGAAAGAGUUACUUGAAGGUCAAGAAAUAUGUAGCCAAGACUGAGAAAGAUGCCCAGAUCAAAUUGAGCCUCUAUGACCCAUAUGAAUUCCAUGUUGUGAACCCAAACCGUAAGUCUCGGUUAGGGAACCCGGCCGGUUACAGAAUCAUACCGGGUGGGAAUGCGGUGAGUUUGCUCGAUCACGAUGAUCCUCCUCAGAUUCGCGGUGCAUUCAGCAAUAAUCAGAUAUGGGUAACUCGUUAUAACCGAUCAGAGCAAUUUGCUGGAGGAGUUCUAGUGUACCAGAGCCAUGGCGAUGACACACUACAAGUUUGGUCAGAUCGGGAUCGCUCGAUCGAAAACAAUGACAUAGUGUUGUGGUACACAUUGGGAUUCCAUCACAUACCUUGCCAAGAAGAUUAUCCGGUUAUGCCAACGGUAGCUGCUAGCUUUGAGCUUAAACCGGCUAAUUUCUUUGAAUCCAAUCCGGUUAUCGGUGUCGCGCCCAUCUUUGAGAAAGAUCUACCGGUCUGUAGACCGUUUGCUUCAUCUUGAUUGGUUUUUUCUCAUAUAGAAUUUUGACUAGAUCAAAUGCCCGGUUUAGCCACACGUUGUUGAAGUUUGUAUACAGUUUUGUAAUAAAACCAACACGUCCAAUAAAUAAGAGAGACUUACGUAAAAGAACACUUUUUGAGUUA
Brassica oleracea var. oleracea is the source of this 2390-nucleotide messenger RNA. RefSeq names its product primary amine oxidase. Gene Ontology annotation, biological process: amine metabolic process. Gene Ontology annotation, molecular function: quinone binding; copper ion binding; primary methylamine oxidase activity. The transcript has 7 exons. Lineage: Eukaryota; Viridiplantae; Streptophyta; Magnoliopsida; Brassicales; Brassicaceae. The coding region runs from base 109 to 2247 and encodes 712 amino acids. The record is from RefSeq and is a predicted model, not a curated record.